CAGCCGAGCACGGAGCACCCAGCGAAAGCGACCGCAAAGCUGCCCGUCCGCGCGCUCUCUUUUAAAGCGCCUCCUCCGCACCCUCCCUCGCUUUCCCUGAAUCCAGCGCCGCUACUCCUCUACGCUCUCUCACAUCGCUCGUCGUGCUUGCCGUCGCCGGCCGCCCGCGGAGCCGGUCGAGGUCAUGAAGAAGGCGGUGGCGGUGGGAGGAGGAGGUGGGAAGGGCGGCACGGCCCCGACAGACCUGCUGGUCUGCUUCCCCGCGCGGCAGCACCUGGCGCUGAUGCCCAAGCCCAUCUGCAGCCCGUCCCGGACCACCAUGGACAAGGCGGCCGCCGCGCGCCGGCGCCAGCUCCAGCUGCCCGGCGGCGCGAGCGCUGCUGCCGGUGGCGGGAAGGCGCGCGGGAGUAGCCCGAUGUUCCGGGGGUCCAAGGCGAGGCAGAGGGCGGAGGAAGACGAGGAGGAGCCGCAGUCGCCCAAGGUCACGUGCGCCGGGCAGAUCAAGGUCGGCCGGCCAAAGAAGGCGAAGCCGGGAUCGGCGGCGGCGGCGAAGCACGGUAAGGACGGCGCCGGCGCCGGCACCAGGAGCUGGAUCACCGUGGUGGAGGAGAUCGAGCGGCUGCACGGGCGGAGGAAGAAGGUGGGGUGGCUCGAGACCCUCGGCAUCAGGCGGGACGCGCUGCCCUUCCUCGGCGGCGCGCUCCGGAGCCUGCGGCACAAGGUGCGCUGCUUCGGGUCCCUCCACGGUGCCGCGGUGGACUCCACCACCGACUCCGACGGAGACAGCGGCGACGCAGAGGAACACGGAGGCGAGCACCGCGGCGCUCCCAGCGUGUUUUCCAAGUGGCUCAUGGUGCUGGAAGGCGGCCAGGAGCCCCUGGAGCAAGACUGCGCCGGGGACCACGAGGGCGGCGACCAAGAAGACGACGACGAGGGGCAGACGGACGAGAGCGCGAACGCGCCCUCCGCGCCGCCGCCCAACGCCCUGCUGCUCAUGCGGUGCCGCUCCGCGCCGGCGAAGGGGCUGUCCAUGUCGAGGGGAGAGACCGGUGGGCUGCUGGCCGGCGAUGUCGAGCAAGAGAAGCCGACCGCGGACGCCGCGCCGGGAGACGGUGAAACAGAGGACAGGGAGGAGCUGGUGUUCAUGAGCUCGGCGCCCGGCUUCCUGAAGUUGUCACUUGACAUCGCCAAGGAGACGUGGGUCGUCGGCGGCGUGGACCCGCUCGCGAAGAGCCGGAGCAGCAGGAGGUGACCGCCGAUGCGCCAACACGACGCGCCGCCUCGACGCCGGCGAGGAUGCGGAGCUCGUUCGUUGUAUAGAUAGAUCGCAUCACCGGACACCGGUGUACGUGUUGGAACAUGUACAAACUCGUGCUACGUAAAUGUUGGCAUAAUUCUUAGAAUGGUUUGCAUAGGAACUUGAUAUGAAAUUCAAGAGAACCCCGUGCAUUUCUCGCUGAGAUCCUCUGGAAUCACGGGAAAUUCUUGUUCCAAACAAAGUCUCAAUGCUCAAAUCUCA
This is a messenger RNA of Setaria italica (foxtail millet), 1519 nucleotides long. RefSeq lists its product as uncharacterized. NCBI's taxonomy places the organism in Eukaryota, Viridiplantae, Streptophyta, Magnoliopsida, Poales, Poaceae. The transcript has a single exon. The record is from RefSeq and is a predicted model, not a curated record. The coding region runs from base 185 to 1252 and encodes 355 amino acids.